Molecule: messenger RNA, 668 nt
Organism: Cucumis melo (muskmelon)
Lineage: Eukaryota; Viridiplantae; Streptophyta; Magnoliopsida; Cucurbitales; Cucurbitaceae
Product: pyridoxal kinase-like
Exons: 5
Coding region: 1-399 (132 amino acids)
Biological process (GO): pyridoxal 5'-phosphate salvage
Cellular component (GO): cytosol
Molecular function (GO): pyridoxal kinase activity
Source: RefSeq, a predicted model, not a curated record
AUGUUACUUUUGUGCUUUGUGUAUUUCUGUGGACUGUUUGUUCUUAUAUUGUUCUUGAUUGGCUUUAUUUCCGGAUACGUUGGGAAUAAAUCAGCUGUUCUCCCUCUCCAACUAUUGGGCUAUGAUUUAGAUCCAAUAAAUUCCGUGCAGUUCUCAAACCACGCAGGGUAUCCGACAUUUAAGGGCCAAGUUUUGAAUGGAGGACAACUAUGGGACUUAAUUGAAGGCCUUGAAGAAAAUGAAUUGUUGUACUACCCUCAUUUGUUAACAGGAUAUAUUGGUUCUAUUUCUUUCCUCAACACAGUGUUGGAAGUUGUCGAUAAGCUUCGCUUGGUGAACCCUAAGCUAACAUAUGUCCAAAAGGUUAUAGUUGAGCAUUAUGGGUUAGGAACACUUUGAAGAAGUGAAAUUUGAUUAUGCAUUUGCCAUCACUCAUUUAUCACUAGAAGACUGCAGGAAUUGGUUUGUCCGCUGAACAUGGUCCCUUAUCAAUUUUCUGCAAAUGUCCUAGAUAUAUUUCAAUUUAAAGCGCUUAUUGAUUGGUGAUCUUGAUGCCCAUCAACUAUCCAUGUUUGAUGAAAUGGUAAUAUAUGGUUUUGCUUCUUUAAGGGAGAAAUAACUUCAUGUCGGGUUUUUGAAUUUUGUUCGAUUUUUGUUCUUAGUGUUAA